Molecule: messenger RNA, 459 nt
Organism: Pseudozyma flocculosa PF-1
Lineage: Eukaryota; Fungi; Basidiomycota; Ustilaginomycetes; Ustilaginales; Ustilaginaceae
Exons: 3
Coding region: 1-459 (152 amino acids)
Biological process (GO): N-terminal peptidyl-glutamic acid acetylation
Cellular component (GO): NatA complex
Molecular function (GO): protein N-terminal-serine acetyltransferase activity; protein-N-terminal-glutamate acetyltransferase activity
Source: RefSeq, a predicted model, not a curated record
AUGAACAUCAGGGAGGCUACCAUCGACGACAUGCUCGGGAUGCAGAACUGCAACCUGCACAACCUCCCCGAAAACUACACGAUGCGCUACUACCUCUACCACGCCCUCACCUGGCCGCAGCUCUCGUACGUCGCCGAGGACGAAAAGGGCCGCAUCGUCGGCUACAUCCUGGGAAAGAUGGAAGAGGAGCCCCAAGACGGCGUGCCCCACGGACACGUCACCAGCAUCAGCGUGCUCCGCUCCUACCGGAGGCUUGGCCUCGCCAACAAGCUCAUGAAGCAGAGCCAGGAGGCGAUGCGCGACGUGUUCGGUGCCAAGUACGUCUCGCUCCACGUCCGGCAGACGAACCGUGCGGCCAUCGGCCUGUACCGCGACACGCUCGGGUUUGAAGUCAGCGACGUCGAAAAGGGCUACUACGCCGACGGAGAGGAUGCGCUGGCGAUGCGCCUCAACUUCUAG